GCAUUGCUGUGGGUGGGUGGAUUGACUGACUUCUUCUCAGACCAAACGAGAGCGCGCGAGAGGUGACAUCGCCUCCGCUGGAUUCAUCAGCCACCAAGAGGCCGAACGAAGAUUACAACAACAAAUCACGCGACAUUUCCUUUUGAUUUGGUUGGAUCUCUCUCGAGUAUGAAACGGAUUGAAAUCAGCUACUGCUUCCUGGGACUUUUGUUCUACGUGGUACGUGUAGAACCUGCGCCGCAGGCGUAUCGGAGAGAUCCCGGGCAUCCGGCGUGGCACCAUGGGGCAUUCCAGGACGUCAAAGAUUCUGUUCGAUCUGAUGUUCGUCAAAUGCUCCACUCUCGCGCUGAGGUCCCAUUUCAAGUACCACUUGAAGUUAAUGUGGUACUUAUAGGCUUCAACGGCGAUGGAGGCUACAGGUUUAGCGUAGAUUCUCAAAAGUUAGAGGAUUUCUUGAGAGUUAGCUUUCCAUCUCACAGGCCAUCAUGCUUAGAAACUGGCCAGCCACUUGAUAUUGAGCAUCAUGUUGUAUUUAAUGUGUUCCCGGCUGGACAGCCUGAAUUGAUAGCAUUGGAGAGAACAGUAAAAGCAGCCAUGACUUCAGCUGGCACUACUAGAGAGUCUGAUUUUGGAAGGGAAGUUCCUUUAUUUGAAGUUGAAGCAACUGCAGUUGAAUCAGAAUUUGAGAAGCUUUAUUCUUAUCUGUUUGACAUAAAUCAUGAGGGUUACCGUGCUGAAGAAGCAGACAGACCCAAGCCUACUGCCAUUUUCAUGGUUAACUUUGAUAAGGUGCGGAUAGAUCCUAGAAACAAGGAAGUUGAUCUUGACAGUCUAAUGUAUGGCAGAAUUGCUUCUCUAAAUGAAGAGGAUAUGAAGAAACAAGAGGGAGAUUAUGUAUAUCGUUAUAGGUAUAAUCGAGGAGGCGCCUCUCAAGUUUGGCUUGGAUCUGGCAGAUUCGUGGUUAUUGAUCUCUCUGCUGGUCCCUGUACUUAUGGGAAAAUUGAAACUGAAGAAGGAAGUGUCAAUCCCAAAACACUACCUCGAUUGCAAAAUGUGUUAUUUCCUAGAUCAGGUUCUGGUGGUGAGAAGUUGGCCCAUGACAUUUUUAUUGGUCAACUUGCUGCUGUUAUUGCUACCACGGUUGAGCAUGUUAUAGCCCCAGAUGUGAGGUAUGAAACUGUUGAUAUGACUACUAGAUUACUUGUGCCUAUUAUUGUCCUUCAGAAUCAUAAUAGGUACAAUAUCAUGGCGAGAGGCCACAAUUACAGUAUUGAUGUUCAAGCGAUUGAAGCUGAGGUUAAAAAGAUGAUUCAUGAGGGGCAGGAAGUUGUAAUUGUCGGUGGUGCACAUGCAUUACACCACCAUGAAAAGUUGUCCAUAGCUGUCUCGAAAGCUAUGAGGGGCCAUUCCCUUCAAGAAACCAAAAAGGAUGGACGUUUUCAUGUUCAUACCAAGACAUAUUUGGAUGGUGCUAUUCUUAAGGAGGAAAUGGAACGAUCUGCUGAUGUGCUUGCAGCAGGUUUACUAGAGAUGUCUGAUCCAAAUCUUUCUAGUAAAUAUUUCCUUCGCCAGACCUGGAUGGAUGACACUGAUGGAAGCAGUGAUUCUAUCCUAAAGCACAAACCUCUCUGGGCUUCCUAUGGUUUAAGGCAUCAAAAGGGUAAGAAAAUGAAAUUAGAAAAGAAGAAGGAAGGCGACUUGUUUCGAACUUAUGGAACUAGGGUUGUUCCAAUCUUUGUUCUAUCACUUGCUGAUGUAGAUGAACAUCUCAUGAUGGAAGAUGAUAGUCUGGUAUGGACAAGUAAUGAUGUAGUUAUCGUGCUUGAACAUCAAAGUGAGAAGAUACCUUUAAGUUAUGUUUCUGAGUUAGAGAGAAGGUUUGCCGUGCCAUCACAAGCUCAGCGGCAUAUAUUGGCUGGGCUAGCUUUUGUUGUGGGUGGAUUGAGUGCACCAUAUGAAAAGGCUUCGCUUGUUCAUGAGAGGCCUGUUGUGAAUUGGCUGUUGGCAGCUGGUUGUCAUCCAUUUGGACCAUUUUCUAAUACUUCUCAAAUCAGUCAAAUGCUUCGGGAUGUAGCACUGAGGAACACGAUAUAUGCUCGUGUUGAUUCUGCCCUCCGCCGAAUCCGAGAUGCAUCAGAGGCUGUUCAAGCAUUUGCUGCAGAACACCUGAAGACUCCACUGGGCGAACCAGUGAGAGGUAAAAAGAAUAAGACGAGCACUGAGCUUUGGUUGGAGAAGUUCUACAAGAAGAAAACCAAUCUGCCGGAACCAUUUCCACAUGAGCUAGUCGAGCGUUUGGAGAAGUAUUUGGAUAGCCUUGAGGAGCAGCUGGUGGAUCUAUCUGCUUUAUUAUAUGAUCAUCGCCUGCAGGAAGCGUAUUUGAAUAGCUCGGACAUCUUCCAAAGCUCAAUAUUUACUCACCAGUACGUGGAGCACGUGUUGAACAAUGAGAGGGAGAAGAUGAGAUGUUGUAGCAUAGAAUACAAAUUCCCGACACACACUUCCCAAAACUACAUAUAUGCCGGAAUUCUAUUAGCUGGAUUUUUUGUAUAUUUUGUAGUGAUCUUUUUUGCAUCUCCUGCGCACUAAUACUUUGUUUAGCUCAUUAGCAGCUUGAGGAAUACAAACACUCCCCCCACCCCCGCCUGGAACUUUCUUUA
Messenger RNA from Andrographis paniculata, 2660 nucleotides. RefSeq lists its product as uncharacterized. The record is from RefSeq and is a predicted model, not a curated record. The transcript has 16 exons. Lineage: Eukaryota; Viridiplantae; Streptophyta; Magnoliopsida; Lamiales; Acanthaceae. Bases 169 to 2589 code for a protein of 806 amino acids.